Molecule: messenger RNA, 1840 nt
Organism: Dermacentor silvarum
Lineage: Eukaryota; Metazoa; Arthropoda; Arachnida; Ixodida; Ixodidae
Product: proteoglycan 4-like
Exons: 1
Coding region: 1-1824 (607 amino acids)
Source: RefSeq, a predicted model, not a curated record
AUGCGUCCCAGCUCUACCCGUAAAUCGAGCUCCAAAAUUAAGAAAGUUCAACCGACCAAGUCCACACGACCGAAACAAGGCGACGAACGAAGCAAUGCAGGAACGAGGGCCGUGCCAGAAGCGGCGACGUCGCAGCAAACUCUGCAGGCGAGUGCGUGUAGUCAGCCGCCGCCAGAACAGCGUAAGCACACCCCUUCAACGGUACCGCAGCCACAGCAGGCGUCACCAAGGGGUCGAUUGACGCCAGAUUGGUUCAACGACGAGCACUGGGCGACUAUGCUAGCGCUAGAAUCAGACUACCGACCGCCAUUGAACUUCCAACCCGACAGGCCAACGUCAACGGCACAGCAUCCACCGGCAACCACCGUCCAGCGGUCACCGUCCAAUCUCCGCGACGGCGAGCCGAGAACAUUAAAGUCGGCGGAAGCUGAUUUCCAGCCGCCGCGCGCUCUGCUGGUACCUGUAGAUGGAACUGCGGCGGACAAAGCAGCAUCGCUCAGGCCACCCGACGCACAGCUGACAGCAGAUCGGCGCACCGAGCCAACAUCGGCGGCGCCCGGUAAGCAGCCGCCAGUUGGUCACCUUGGCAGCCAACAGGCGGUCAUGGAUGCGGCGACUCCGGCCCGUCAGCCACCGGCGCGAGCUGACUUUCAGGAGACCACGUCGUGCAGUCGAGAUGGCACGGACGCGGAAAUCGCUCGGGCUGCGACUCUAGCUGUUCGGCCAUCGACGCCAAGUGGGCUUCCUGAAGUCACGUUGUCCGGCGCAAACGGGAAAUCCCCAGAAAUUGUCCUCGCCCUAUCUUCAGGCUCUCAGCCAUCGGUGACAGCUAGCCCUCCGCAGACCACGUCGAUGCGUCGAGAAAGCACGGACGCAGAAAUCGAUAGGGUCAUCAGUCCAGUCACUUGGCCAUCGGCGCCAACUAGCCCUCUGGAGAGCUCGUCGAAGAGCCCGGAAGGCGCGGGCCCGGACGUCACCCGGACUGCGACUCUUACCGCUCCGUCAUCGGCGCCAUCUAGCAUUCCAGAGACCACCCCUCGAAGCCCGCAAGGCGCUGACGACGUGGAAGCUAUCCGCGUUGCGACUCCAGCAGCUCAGCCAUCGGCACCGGAGAGAUUUCCGGAUGCCACGCCGCGAAGCCCGGAAGGCACGGCCGCAACGCCAGCUGCUCCAGCAUCGAUGACAACUAGCACCCCGGAGACCACACUGCGAAGCCCGCUGGGUACGGACGCGAAAGGCGUCCAAGAGAGGCCAGAGGCCGAGGGCGACAGCGUGGUAAGCCAGCGCGGUUCGGAGCCGUUGAUGAACGGAUCGAGACGCACGCCGUCGGUGGUGCGAAUCCUCGACGACGGGGUGAUUUCCGGAUCGCACCGCACUGACAGCGCAGGCGCGACGACCACGGGAGACACCGGCCAAGGCAGCAGCACGCAGUGCUCACCAACCCCACUCGGCGAGCACAAGCGGGGGCGAAAAGCCGAUCCAGGUGUCCCCUCGCAGAGCGCCUUCCCUGACCUCUACGGGCCCGUGUUAGAUGUGACCACGGAUAGCGUGGUCUCGAUGGCAGGCGGCACGGGAGAGCUCUCCUGGGCGACUGAGACCAAAGCGCGAGGCUUGCUGUUCACCCUUCUGCACUGCCUGUCGCAGGCCCUGCUCAACAUCCUCAUCAAGCAGGUGGUGCACAUUCCCAAGGCGAAGAUAGCCUACUACGUGGCCUUCGGAUACAUGCUGGGCAGCAUGCCUGAGGCGUUCGCUCUGAAAAAUCCUUUCGGACCAAGGCACGUCCAGGUAGGGGGCCUUCAUUCUCGUGCAGCCUCAUUCAAUUAAGUCGACAAGGCCCUCU